This is a messenger RNA of Achroia grisella, 2043 nucleotides long. RefSeq names its product folliculin (gene BHD). NCBI's taxonomy places the organism in Eukaryota, Metazoa, Arthropoda, Insecta, Lepidoptera, Pyralidae. Gene Ontology annotation, cellular component: cytosol. Bases 238 to 1527 code for a protein of 429 amino acids. The record is from RefSeq and is a predicted model, not a curated record. Gene Ontology annotation, molecular function: GTPase activator activity. Gene Ontology annotation, biological process: positive regulation of TORC1 signaling; negative regulation of transcription by RNA polymerase II; positive regulation of transforming growth factor beta receptor signaling pathway. The transcript has 7 exons.
AUCUUUUAGGAAUUGAAAAUAAUAAACAUUAUUUUUUAUUUAAUUUCACUUUAAAGAUACUGUAAUAAUCUCAAAUAUAACCUAAAAUCUAUUCAAUAUCUAAUGAGACUUCGAUUUGCUUAACCCUAAGUAAAUUUAUUCGACACUUGCUCUCCUGAAAAUAAAACGUAAUUUUUGCUUACAAAUAUUGUACUUGCUCAUAUGAUAAUGGACAUCUAAUUUAAAGGAACAUUAGAAAUGAAUGCAAUUGUUGGUCUAUGCCAUUUCUGCGAAGCUCAUGGACCACGACCUUUAUUUUGCACCUUUACAACUCACGACGAGAACAACAUUACCGAAUCUUCGAAGACUACAAUACAAUGCAGUGGAUGUAAUUCUCUUGGUCCUGAAAUCGUAUUUGUAUCAAGAAAUGAUGAUGGAACUAUAUUCUGCAGUAGGGAGUCCGUCCCUAAUCCUGAUGUAACAGAGUUUUUACGCCAAGCAGCGAUUAGAAGCAUAACUUGUGAAGUGAGCUGGAGCAAAGAAGGUGGAGUAGUCUAUUUCAAUGACACAAGGGGUCAUGUACUCAGUCACAUGUUCCAAGUCAAGGACACACAUGCUAGGGGCCUCAAACGCUGGUUUUCCAUAGUUGUUCUAAUGAAAGACAAGAUGCUACUACUCAAUGUCAUGCCAGUGCUAUCUGAACAUAUGCAGAAAAUAUCUAAAGAGUUGCAAGAAUUAGCUGAAGUGGUAUACAAUGAUGAACAGAAAGUGUGUUCUCAGAGAGCACUCAGAUUAAAGACUGGCAGAAAUGAUUUUGGACAAUCAAGAUCACUUUUACAAUUAACAGGUGAAGAAAAUGUUUUCAAAAAACUUCAUUCUCACUUUACUUGGAUGUUAAAAGCUGGGGCACUGACAUACUCUGAAACAUUGUUUACAAGUGACGAUUUGCUCAAGAAACUAAGUCCACGCUCAACCACUAAUACGAUAUGUGAAGAUAGUAUUUGUAACACAAAUAGUGAAGACUAUAUCACUUUGAGAGCAUUGGAGAAUUUGUUAUCAAAAUCAGUUUUUAGAGUAUUACUUUACUGUACACUGACUGGAAUCCAUAUAUUUAUAAAGUCACAAAAUUCUACAGUUAUAAAUAAAAGUUUAUCACAAUUAUUACCAAUAACCAAUGUAAUAGCAACUCAUAUUCGGAUAAGUGACAACAACGAACAAAUUAUGAAUAUGGAAACAGCUUGCAUAGUUGAGGAAACAGAAAACAAUAACUUCAGUUACAAGUGGCAAGGAACACUGCCCGCUAAAUGCCCAACUAUUAUGAACAAAAUAGAGGCGGCAAUGACGAAUACUUACUUCAAUGAUGCAGUUCUUCAGCAGCAUGUGAAGACAUUACAACUAGAAUGGCUUGGAUUAAGUAAAGCAGUAAAAUCUGCAAUUGUGGCAUCAGGUCCCAAAUCACAAGAAGUAGUCAAUUUGAAAAAGGUUCUUGGCUUGACGCAACAAGAUGAUGUGUUAUUGAAAUAUUGGAUUGAAGUCUUUUGUAAUUAAGAGUAAUGUUAGUAGUUCUGUGAUAUUAGGUAAUCAUUCUAGUUUCUUAAUAUAAAAAUAUGAAUCAGUAUUAUUGUUUUUUUAUGGAAUAUUGCUCCCACCUAUGAGCAGUCAGUCAGCCCAUAGUGGCGAAAUCACCAGAAAUCAUAACGGGAAGUCGUUACUAAAAAUCUCCUAUCCCCUCUUUAUGAUUAAUAAUCAGAUCCUUGGUUGCUAUAUAGCUUUUUGCAUACCGCCAUAUUUCAAAAUCAAAUAUGAAUUAUGGAAUGAAAUUACCGUUAUGGGAGAAAAUUAAAUUGUUGAAGUCACAAUUUCUUAGAUCGUCGUGGAGUCCACGUCUAAUAGAGAAUAUGUGGUUAGAAUUUUCCUUUUUUGUAUAAAUAUGUACAACUACCAUGAAUUUUCACUAAUAAAAAAUAUAUAGGCAGGAUGUUCAUGCAAAAGUACUGCCAUUAUGCAUUAUGUGAUGGUUUGUAUUUGAUUUAUUCCGUAGAAUGUGUUUAAGACUGAAUAGGG